UGAAGGGGGUGAAGAGCGGCGGCGGCGGUCCGUGAAGGCGGCGGCGGUCAUGUCGGAUACGUGGAGCUCUAUCCAAGCCCAUAAGAAGCAGCUGAACUCGCUGAGGGAGCGGCUGCAGCGCAGGAGGAAGCAGGACCCGCUGGGGCGGCGCCUCUCCCCCUCGGCCCCUCCCCCCUCAUCCCCGUCAGCUCCGCCCCUCCCCACCCCUUGCCCCUCCCUUGGCCCCUCCCCCUCCUCCCCUUUAGCUCCGCCCACCGCCACCUCUUCCCCUCCCACCGCCUCCACCACCACCACCGCCACCUCGAGGAGCUCCGACCUCACCACCGAUCCGGCGCUGGAGAGGUGUCUCCUCCUCCAUCUUGCUGACCUCUCGCUGACCCUCCCCACCGACGCCGACGCCAUCUGCCGCGCCAUCGCCGCCCCCGAAACUCCGGUGACGCGUCGAGCGGUGGAAAGUCUUCUCCAGAAAUUCGCCGCUCAAGAACUCAUCGAAGUGAAGAAAGGAUUACUCGAAGAUGACCCCAAUCCCCCCACGGUGGUCAUUUACGCCGAUCAUUCCAAACUUUCCGCCAUGACCGGAGCUGGAACGGAAAAUUCCGGCGGGAAAAAUGGCGGAAGGAAAAGACGUACGGACCAAGAUGGCGUCGGAGCGUCGGCUUUCACCGGAAUGAGCGGUGGAGAUGGUGGGAAGGAGACGGUGAAGAAAAGCCGGAAGCAAGCGUCGGAUGUGGACCUGGAGAUCGAGAGCUUGCUGAGUCAGCAGUCCACCAAGGAGCAGCAGAGCAAGAAGGUCAGUCAGGAGAUCCUGGAGCUCCUCAACACCACCACGGCCAAAGAACAGUCCAUCGUGGAGAAGUUCCGCUCUCGCGGCCGAGCUCAGGUCCAGGAGUUCUGCGACCACGGAACCAAAGAGGAAUGCGUCAAAGCCACCGGCGCUGACCGGCCCUGCCGCAAGCUGCACUUCCGCCGCAUCAUCAACAAACACACGGACGAGUCUUUGGGCGACUGUUCUUUCCUCAACACCUGCUUCCACAUGGACACCUGCAAAUACGUCCACUACGAGAUCGACGCGCGGCCCGAGACCCCCCCCGCGCGAAGCCCCGCCCCCGCCCGCCCCCGCGACGCGGCCCCCGCCCCCGAGCGCCCGCCCGACCCCGACCACGGCGCCGACCGACUCUUCCCCCCGCAGUGGAUCUGCUGCGAUAUCCGGUACUUGGACGUCAGCAUCCUGGGCAAAUUCGCCGUGGUGAUGGCCGAUCCGCCGUGGGAUAUCCACAUGGAAUUGCCCUACGGAACCCUCACCGACGACGAGAUGCGGCGCCUCAACAUCCCCGUCCUGCAGGACGAGGGCUUCCUCUUCCUCUGGGUCACCGGCAGGGCCAUGGAGUUGGGACGCGAGUGCCUCAACCUCUGGGGGUACGAGCGAGUGGAUGAGAUCAUUUGGGUGAAAACCAACCAACUGCAGCGCAUCAUCCGCACCGGCCGCACCGGCCAUUGGCUCAACCACGGCAAAGAGCACUGCCUGGUGGGCGUCAAAGGGAACCCCCAAGGCUUCAACCGCGGUUUGGACUGCGACGUCAUCGUCGCCGAGGUGCGUUCCACGAGCCACAAACCCGAUGAAAUCUACGGAAUGAUCGAACGCCUCUCACCCGGAACGCGGAAAAUUGAGCUCUUUGGUCGUCCUCAUAACGUUCAACCCAAUUGGAUCACCUUAGGGAAUCAACUGGAUGGGAUCCACCUCCUCGAUCCGGACGUGGUGGCUCAAUUUAAGCAACAUUAUCCCGACGGAAUCAUCUCCAAACCCAAGAACAUGUAGAAAAUGGGGAUUUUGGGGGGUUGGAGGUGGAAUUUUUGAGGAGUUUUGGCGGUUGGAGGUGGAAUUUUGG
Cuculus canorus (common cuckoo) is the source of this 1886-nucleotide messenger RNA. RefSeq names its product methyltransferase 3, N6-adenosine-methyltransferase complex catalytic subunit (gene METTL3). The coding region runs from base 50 to 1816 and encodes 588 amino acids. Gene Ontology annotation, molecular function: mRNA m(6)A methyltransferase activity; mRNA (2'-O-methyladenosine-N6-)-methyltransferase activity. Lineage: Eukaryota; Metazoa; Chordata; Aves; Cuculiformes; Cuculidae. The transcript is spliced from 11 exons. Gene Ontology annotation, cellular component: nucleus; RNA N6-methyladenosine methyltransferase complex. The record is from RefSeq and is a predicted model, not a curated record.